AUUAGAGAAGCUUCUUUGAAGCUAGACGAGUCUCCAAAGUCCAAGGUCACAUGUUAAGGUUGCUGUGUGUUUAGCAAGAGAAGUGAUGCCCAAGCAAAUAAUCAGGCAGCUCAGUAGACAAUUGUUGUCUUGGCUUCUUGGGCAGUACUCUUCGGUUAAUAUAAAUAGGCAUAUGCUUGUCACCCUAGCAUCAAGUGAGUGAGCAAUUUGGGUGGAAAUUAAACCAUACUCGUUUUGAAAGGCAACUCUAAGCAGCUUCCAUCAAGAACCAGAGGGUAAUGGAAAUGACUUCCAUGGCCAAUAAGCCACAUGCAGUAUGCAUACCCUACCCAGCUCAAGGUCACAUAAACCCAAUGCUCAAACUAGCAAAACUACUCCAUCAAAGAGGCUUUUACAUUACAUUCAUCAACACUGAACACAUGCAGAGAAGAUUGCUCAAGUCUAGAGGCCCUGAUGCUCUCAAUGGAUUGCCUGAUUUUCAAUUCGAAACCAUACCGGAUGGUCUCCCUCCAUCUCCUGAUUUAGACUCUACCCAAGAUAUUCUAGCUCUCGCUCAAUCUGUUACAAACAACUGUCCAGUUCCAUUCCGCAAUCUUCUUGCUAAACUUGAAUCAUCACCUAAUGUUCCACCUAUUACUUGUAUUGUUUCUGAUGGUAUUAUGUCUUUCACUCUUGAUGCUGCUGAAGAAAUUGGAGUUCCUGGUGUGCUUUUCUGGACUGCGAGUGCAUGUGGCUUCUUAGCAUAUGCGUACAAUAAACAACUUGUUGAAAGGGGCCUUAUACCCCUCAAAGAUGAGAGCUAUUUAACAAAUGGUUAUUUAGACACGACUGUUGAUUGGAUUCCCGGUAUGAAAGGCAUUCGUUUGAAGGACUUGCCGACUUUUCGAACAACAGAUCCAAAUGAUUUCUUUCUCAACUUUUCAAUUCAAGAAGUAUAUGGAGCUUUAAGAGCUUCAGGGAUUAUUCUGAAUACUUAUGAUGAGUUAGAACAUGAAGUUUUGGUUGCUCUUUCAUCUAUGUUCCCUCCCAUUUACACAAUUGGUCCUCUUGACUUGGUUGGUGCAAAAAAUGCUGAGAAAGAUCAGAAUACAUCCAUCGGUUCUAAUUUGUGGACUGACGAUCUUGAAUGUCUCAAAUGGCUUGAUUCCAAGGAACCCAAUUCAGUUGUUUAUGUAAAUUUUGGUAGCAUGACGAACAUGACACGACAACAACUUGUAGAACUUGCUUGGGGACUUGGUAAUAGCAAACAAACUUUCCUUUGGAUAAUAAGGACUGAUAUUGUCAAGGGUGAGUCUACAAUCUUGCCAGAGGAGUUCGUCGACGAGACAAAAGAAAGAGGCCUAAGGACAAGUUGGUGUCCCCAGGAAAGGGUCCUGAAGCACCCAUCAAUAGGAGGAUUCUUAAGCCACAUGGGAUGGAAUUCGACGAUUGAAAGCUUGAGUAAUGGAGUGCCAGUGAUUUGUUGGCCAUUUGGUGGUGAGCAGCAAAUUAACUGCUGGUUUGCUUGCAAUAAGUGGGGCAUUGGUAUGGAGAUAGAGAAUGAAGUGAAGAGAGAUGAAGUGGAAAAACUUGUAAGAGAGUUAAUAGAGGGGGAGAAAGGUAAAGAAAUGAGAAAGAAGGCAAUGGAAUGGAAGAGAAAGGCAGAAGAGGCAACAGAUCCUAACGGUAAAUCAUCUAUGAAUUUAGACAGAUUGGUUAAUGAGGUGCUACUGUCACAACACAAAUGAUGACACUUCCAGUCGCUAUGUCUUUGUGAAAUUAGUAUUUUCUCAAGUGUUGCUGGAAUUUAUGUUUCUAUUUUAAAUAACUGAAUAUGUAUUAAUUAAAUAUUAAAAUAUAUAAAUUUAUAUAUAAAUUAUUUUUUUA
Messenger RNA from Ricinus communis (castor bean), 1866 nucleotides. RefSeq names its product 7-deoxyloganetin glucosyltransferase. The transcript has 2 exons. Gene Ontology annotation, molecular function: UDP-glycosyltransferase activity. Lineage: Eukaryota; Viridiplantae; Streptophyta; Magnoliopsida; Malpighiales; Euphorbiaceae. The record is from RefSeq and is a predicted model, not a curated record. The coding region runs from base 279 to 1727 and encodes 482 amino acids.